CCCUGCGCUACUAACCGCUUGCGCCCGCUGCCAGGCAGCGGCAGGGAUGGCGAGCCGCGGAGCCGGGGCGGUGACAGUAACAACGGUUUCGCUAUUGGAUGAGGAGACCUGAGGGACGGGCCAGCUUAGUGAACAAGAAGAGACCGAGGCGGGUGGCCCCGAGAGAGUGAGGGCAAUGGAGGCCAACAUGCCGAAGCGGAAGGAGCCUGGCAAGUCCCUGCGCAUCAAAGUCAUCUCCAUGGGCAACGCCGAAGUGGGAAAAAGCUGUAUUAUAAAGCGAUACUGUGAGAAAAGAUUUGUGUCCAAAUACCUUGCAACAAUUGGAAUCGACUAUGGAGUCACAAAGGUACAAGUCAGAGACAGAGAAAUCAAAGUUAACAUCUUUGAUAUGGCUGGACAUCCCUUCUUCUAUGAGGUUCGUAAUGAGUUUUACAAGGACACACAAGGUGUGAUACUGGUCUAUGAUGUUGGGCAGAAAGACUCCUUUGAUGCCCUUGAUGCAUGGCUGGCAGAAAUGAAGCAAGAUCUUGGACCUCACGGAAACAUGGAAAAUAUUGUAUUUGUAGUGUGUGCCAACAAGAUUGAUUGUACCAAGCACCGCUGUGUCGAUGAAAGCGAAGGGCGUCUUUGGGCCGAAAGCAAAGGGUUCCUGUACUUUGAAACUUCAGCACAAACUGGAGAAGGAAUUAAUGAAAUGUUCCAGACCUUUUACUCAUCCAUAGUUGAUUUAUGUGAAAAUGGUGGGAAACGUCCUGUCACAAAUAGCAGUGCUAGUUUCACCAAAGAACAAGCAGACACCAUUCGCAGAAUUCGAAAUAGUAAAGACAGUUGGGACAUGUUGGGAGUCAAACCUGGAGCCUCAAGGGAUGAAGUCAACAAAGCGUAUCGGAAACUCGCGGUGCUGCUUCACCCUGACAAAUGUGUGGCGCCCGGUAGUGAAGAUGCCUUCAAAGCAGUUGUGAAUGCCCGGACAGCCCUCCUGAAAAACAUCAAGUAGAAAGUAGAAAAAGACAAACAUGGGCCUCGAGUACAAACAGACUUUCCCUAGAGGUAAAAUAAUCAACAUAGAUUUUUUUCCUCCACAAAAUUUUAUUGCUUUUUCCACUCGUGUGUUAUUUGGAAAUUGGUAAUUCGGGUGCCUGUUACCAUUUCGUAGAGAGAUGAAGUGAAGAGAACCAAGCAUCACUUAUACACCAUAGUUCAUUUCAUAUUUCCAAAUUGAAUUUUUUUUUCUGAUUCAUUUGUAAGCUCCUUUAGGCACUUCAUUCAGGGAAGUCCAUUAGAUUUCUAGAGGGAGGAAGGACAAGAAGACUCUUUCGCUUUGUCUUUUCUUCCUUUUUUUAAAUUCAUCAUCAGAAAAGAAAAUGACAAAAACAGAGGCAGACAUAGCAAAACCCCUGAAAGUUUGGCGUGACCUCACAAGCAAAGUGCUCCUUUUAGAAUGAAUUCCGUAGGUGGUAUUUUAACCAUCAGCCUAGAAUUAAUGAACUCUUAGUAGCCCUUUGGAAGUUUGUGCUGCAAGGCAAUGCAGUUCUGAAAUCAGCAGCCCUUUUAUGACAUUCACGACGUUGGCCUUCUCCAACCACCAGGGGGAGGGACAAGCCAGUCCUAAGAGAGUAAAGGCAAUGGCAGCCACAAUUUCUGGGUAUACUGGCUGCUGUUAGUCCUGCUCCCGGAUCUAAGACCUUUCUUUUGCUGUGAAAAUGGUGUGCUGGUUGCUGUAGGGAGCGUCAUCACCUAGGCAUCAAGAAUCAGACCCAAGAAAGAGUGGUGGCAGGUCACACUAGAUUGUGCAGACAUCCCCAGUCACGCACGGUCAGCCUGGCUGAGGCACAUUUGGUGCCCUAGGAGAGCCCCCACAUGAGACUGAUACAUUUUCUUGUUUCUGCAUCAUUUACCACAGACAGAUGGGAAAGACCAGGGUGCUUUUCCAACAAGCGAGGCCUCCUCUUUGCUUCUUCAUCAAUGUUGGUUCCCUCUUUUUUCUCUCUUCUUCUCUCCCUUCUUGUUUUUAUUUUUUAUACACUACAUCUGCAUCAUUUCUCUCUUCUCAAAACCCUGGUUUCCAGCCACUGCCUUCUCAGUCCUCCCUUACAAGCCUUGACCCGGGCCUGGUUGACCAGAAACAAGAAUGGAUCCUCGGGGUAGUGAUGGAGGGAGAGGCCUUAAAACCUGUGUGGGAGGAAUCUCCGUAAUUUUGCUUGUGUUCUAAAUUUCUGAAUAGUAAUAUUUUUAAACUACAUUUUAUGAAAAUUAAUUUCACAUAAAAAAAUGCAUCCUCUUGCCAUCGUCUCCUCCUCAAGCUCCAAGGGUGGAUGAAGAACAAACGUUAGGACUGGCCUUUCUUUCAGAGCUUGUAGAACCUUUCUUACUGCGUGACUCGUGACAUCAUCACUCGUUACGGCACCCAUAAUUUUCCCUGUGACGACUCUGCACUGAUAGGGGCUUUCAAGGACAUAAAACAUUACUGUCUGUGAGUUUUAAACAGCGAUCCCACAUUGAUCGCCUAUUAGCAUACCUUAUCACCUAAGAAGAAAAGCCACUUUUGUUUAAUUUAAGCCCACUGCAGUCUUCUGGGUUCUCACCCUUUCCCUAGCAGCUUCACUUUGUGUGGCUGCACUUGGGCUGCAUCGAGCCCGUUGUUAGGAAACCAGAGCAUUGUUUUCUAAUAUGAGUUUUCAUCUUAGUGAUACUGAAAAUGUUCUUUUUUAUGAAUUGAGAUCUGAGAUAUGAUUUCUUAUGGGAUUUUUUUCUGGCCUUUUCAUUUUAACUAGCUCCUGAGACUGCAGAACUCCAACCCAAAGUUAUUCCGUAUCUAAAUUUUGCUUAAGGCAUUCAUCAUGUCUAUAGUGAUUAACCUGUUCUUGCAACAGACUUUAGGAGUGAAUGAGGGAUCGUGCAAAUUGACAUGACAACUCACUGAGUAUGUGGCCCUGUAUAAAAAGCUGGUGCCAGUUUUCAUCACUGUUAUUAAACACUAGGUUGGUCACCUCACCAGCUACGUUGUGCAUAUGAACAAUUAUAGCACAAAUAGUUCUUUAGUUUUUUCAUUCAUAUCUUUACAUAAUCAGUGACUUAUGAAAGUUAAGCCUGAUCUCGAUUCUUAGGUCUGGGGCCUCCGUUCCCAGCACCUUCAUUAUUAAUAUUAAGGAUGGCCAUGUACUACUUCAUUUAUGUAAAGGAAAGAAAAGAAGAAAAGUAAGAUUCAGAGUCCUAGAAUUUUUCUGAUUUCCAUAAUCCUUGAGUAGAAUCAAAAGAUAAUGAAGAAUGACCUGCAAUGAAAAGUUUUUUAGUACUAACUUCAUACAAAACUUUACAGACUUCUGCACAUUAAUUUAUUGGUGCAAAUAUGUACUUUGUCGUUCAACCUCCUUAAAAUUAUUCAGCCAGUUAGUAUUUCAAAAUAUAUCAGUGAGAGUAACUAGCAGACUAAUUUCAAUGGCUAAAAAAAAAUUUAUAGAGAAUCUUGUAUUUCAAAAAAGAAAAAAAAGUUUGAACUGCUAUUGUUCAAGAAAAGCCAUUCCUUCCACAUCUGAGUCAUCAAGAAUGAACACUGUUAAAACUUGUUAGCAAUCCCUGGAGGCAUUUAAUCGUCCAGCCUACCUAAGCACUUUAAAAUGCACCCUCCUUUUGUUCCUGUUCUCUUUUUGCGCCUCCUUUUUAGUUGAUGUUCUCAGCCGUCAACAUUCCUUUCACUUCUGCGUUGUCAUUGUAUUUCUUUACAUAAAUAUGUCCUUGGUUUUGUUUACCUGUUAACUUAAAAGUCCAGAUUCGGGCGUGUUGUGCUGCUACCCAAGAUUAAUUGCUCUAAUUCUGUAGAUUGCACACUGUUCUCACAUUUACCUGAAGAAACUUACUCUAAUAUAUUCUCUGGUAGCUAUUUCUUUAUAUCCAUCAACUAGUACCUUAUUCGCUGUUAGUUAAAUGAGCCAUAGGUAAGACAGCUAAAUUUCCGAAAGCCAGAGUAAGUUUGCAGCAUCAGUAAUGACAUAGCUGUUCCUCACACAAUCUAGAGGGGGAGAGAGGUUAUUUCAGUUUCAAGUUAGAAAGGGGGGAGCCAUAUGUACAUUGACCUUGACAGUGACAGUGCCUUUCUUAGAAGUAAUUUCAGUAGGCACAGGAAUGUUACACCCUUCUCCACUGCACUCCAUCUAAAUGACUCUGCCAAUGUUUUUGGAAAACUUUCGAAAAUAAAUUUGGCUGCAAAAUACAGCUAACCACCUUCCUUUGCAAGUUUUGCAAAGUGAAGAAAGGUUUAUACUUCUUGUGAUUGGUAUUUAGCACAAUUCUAAGGCAGUUAAUACUGUUCGUACAUUGGUUUUUCCAUUAAACGUCUCUAGAGAAAACAAAAGCUUAAACCUGUGAUGUGGAUACAUCAGAUUGUGUCUAACAAGCAGUGCAAUAUUAAGCGGUGCAAUAAAGGCCCUGUUGGUGAAAUGGCUUGUUGGAAAGUUGGACACUUUGGGUUAGCUUCCUGCAUUGACUGCUCACAUGGGCAUUAGUCCUUUCAACUGUGAAUGCAGUCUCUAAAGAAACCCUUUGCUCUUACGAGGUAAUUCAUGUGUUUGCUUUCCGUUGAAAAUGUUAAAUCUAACAGUUGUUUAUGUCUUGUAUAGAGAGUGUAAUAUGUAUUUAAGUUGUGUAUUUUUAUAAAGUAAAGCCAAAUA
Messenger RNA from Pteropus alecto (black flying fox), 4667 nucleotides. RefSeq names its product DnaJ heat shock protein family (Hsp40) member C27 (gene DNAJC27). The transcript is spliced from 7 exons. NCBI's taxonomy places the organism in Eukaryota, Metazoa, Chordata, Mammalia, Chiroptera, Pteropodidae. Gene Ontology annotation, molecular function: GTP binding; GTPase activity. The record is from RefSeq and is a predicted model, not a curated record. The coding region runs from base 176 to 997 and encodes 273 amino acids.